Molecule: messenger RNA, 6014 nt
Organism: Python bivittatus (Burmese python)
Lineage: Eukaryota; Metazoa; Chordata; Lepidosauria; Squamata; Pythonidae
Gene: ABTB2
Product: ankyrin repeat and BTB domain containing 2
Molecular function (GO): protein heterodimerization activity
Source: RefSeq, a predicted model, not a curated record
CGCGCCGGGCUGCUUUGGGUUUCCUUUCUCCUUCUCCUCCCUCCCUCCCUCUUCGUCGUCUCCUGGAGGUGUCCGAAAUUGAUUCUGGACCGUCACUGGGGAAGGGCUUGUUCGCCUUCCGCCGCUGAAGGACCCCCCAUUAGGCGACAGGCAUUGCCGCCUCGGAGCUCCGCCUGAUCCCCGCUGCUUCUCCUGCUGGCCCCAAGAUUUUCCAUCCUGUCUCCGAGACGGAAAAGAAAUGAUCUCACCCGGCCCGUGGAAUGGAGACAGCUGGCACCCGUGAAAACCUGAAGGAACCGCAGGAGCUCCUGCCCGUGCUGGACUCGCAUCCCGGCGCCUAAGCCCGCGGCCGCCCUCGGUCGCCUUCGGGAACUGCGCGGGACUCGGCGUUCGUGCGUGCCUGGGAGGAGCGGGACCGCCGAGCUUUCCUAUGGCUGGGAUAUACAGCUCGACUUUGAAGACCCUGGAAGACCUAACCUUGGACUCCGGGUAUGGGGCAGGGGACUCCUGCAGGUCCCUCAGCCUCUCAUCCUGCAAGUCCAACAGCCAAGCUUUCGCCUCGUCUCAGCACCGGGGCAACUGGUGGUACUACUCCGGCUCCAUGAACAGCCGGAACAACAGCUGGGAUACUGUCAACACCGUCCUGCCGGAGGACCCCGAAGUUGCGGACAUCUUCGCCAAAUGCGCCAAACUGCCCGACCUCGAGGAAUUCCCUUGGAGCGAGGAAGACGUCGAGAAGAUCCUGCGGAAGGGGAAGGAGGUGGGCAGGAGGGACUUCAGCCCCGAAGCCGCGGGGAGGCUGUCGAUGCUCCUCCGGAGGCCGCUGAUCCGCAUCUCUCGGGAGGCGCAACGCCUGAGCGUGAUGCACGCCAAGUGCACGAGGUUCGAGAUCCAGAGUGCCAUCAAGCUGAUCCAGAGCUGGUCCUUGUCAGAGAGCUGCGUCCUGGCGACCGUCAAAGCUCUUUCGCUGUACAGCAUGAGUGCCGGAGACGGCCUAAGGAAAGGCAAAUCGGCCCGCUGUGGCCUCACCUUCUCUGUUGGGCGCUUUUUCAGGUGGAUGGUAGAUACGCGGAUCUCUGUUCGGAUCCACGAGUAUGCGGCCAUCUCUUUAGCCUCUUGCCUGGAGAACCUGGUGGAGGAGAUCAAGGGCCGUGUCCUGGCCAGCCAGAACCCAGACGGAGACGGGGCGGGGAGCGAGGUCUCCGCCGAAGUUCUCGAGGCGGUGAUUAACAACGACGCUGAGCUUUGGGGCGUCCUGCAGCCCUACGAGCAUCUGAUCUGCGGGAAGAACGCCAACGGUGUGCUUUCUCUGCCUGCCUACUUCAGCCCUUACAAUGAUGGAUCAAUAUGCAGCAAUGGAAGAGCUGAUGCUUAUGCCCAACUAGAACUUCGAACUUUAGAACAAUCUCUCCUGGCAACUUGUGUUGGAAGCAUCUCUGAAUUGAGUGAUUUGGUAUCACGAGCAAUGCACCACAUGCAGUGUUUGACUACCCUUCGCCCUGGCAUGAGCCCUGUUCGGCAAACCAGACAACAGCAGCCACCCAUCACGUGGUCCCCUGAUGCCCUCCAUACCCUUUACUACUUUUUACGCUGUCCUCAGAUGGAAUCCAUGGAAAACCCCAACCUGGAUCCUCCAAGGAUGGCCUUGAAUAAUGAACGGCCAUUCAUGCUUCUGCCCCCACUGAUGGAAUGGAUGCGAGUAGCUAUAACCUAUGCUGAGCACCGGCGCAGUUUAACAGUAGACAGUGAUGAUAUCAGGCAGACAGCUAGGCUACUGUUACCUGGAUUGGACUGUGAACCUCGGCAACUGAAGCCAGAAUGUUGCUUUAGUUCCUUCCGGCGAAUGGAUGCAAAGGCUGCUACUGAAAAAUUCCAGCAGGAUCUGGGGUUUCGAAUGCUGAACUGUGGAAGGACUGAUCUGAUUAACCAAGCUAUAGAAGCUUUAGGACCUGAAGGCGUUAAUACAAUGGAUGAUCAGGGUAUGACUCCACUCAUGUAUGCCUGUUCUGCUGGAGACGAAGCCAUGGUGCAGAUGCUGAUUGAUGCCGGAGCAAAUCUGGAUAUACCAGUCCCUGGAAGUUCAUCCCGAUACCCAUCAGUACAUCCUGAUAGCCGACACUGGACUGCACUCACCUUCGCUGUAUUACAUGGCCAUAUCUCAGUAGUCCAGUUGCUGCUGGAUGCAGGUGCCCAUGUUGAAGGUUCUGCUGUCAACAGUGGAGAAGACAACUAUGCUGAGACCCCACUUCAGCUGGCCUCAGCAGCAGGCAACUAUGAGCUGGUCAGUUUGCUGCUGAGCCGAGAAGCUGAUCCCCUCUUGAGUAUGCUGGAAGCCAAUGGGAUCUCCUCAUCGCUUCAUGAGGACAUGAACUGUUUCAGCCAUGCUGCUGCUCAUGGACAUAGAAAUGUUCUGCGCAAGCUGUUGACCCAGCCACAGCAAUCGAAGGGAGAUGUUCUCUCGCUGGAAGAGAUUUUAGCAGAGGGUGUGGAAAGUGAUACAUCCAGCCAAGGAAGCUCUAAUGAGGGCCAAGUUAAGUUGUGCAAAACCAGAAUGAAAGCUUUACAGGAGGCCAUGUAUUACAGUGCUGAGCAUGGUUAUGUUGAUAUCACAAUGGAGUUGAGAGUACUUGGAAUCCCAUGGAAGCUGCAUGUAUGGAUCGAGUCACUCCGAACAACUUUUUAUCAGUCUCGUUACUCAGUGGUACAGAAUCUCUUACGGGAAUUUGUCACCAUUAAAGAAGAAGAAUACAACGAAGAGUUAGUGAAUGAUGGACUGAAGCUAAUGUUUGAAAUCCUCCGAACCAGCAAAAAUGACGCAAUCAACCAGCAUCUUGCAGCUAUCUUUACUCACUGCUAUGGAAGCAGCCCCAUUCCCAGUAUUCCUGAACUCAGAAAGACACUGCCAGCCCGUCUAGAUCCUCACUUUCUAAAUAACAAAGAUAUGUCUGAUGUGACAUUUCAAGUGGAAGGAAAACUGUUUUAUGCACAUAAAGUUCUCUUGGUUACUGCUUCAAAUAGAUUUAAGAUGCUGAUGACCAAUAAAACAGGACAAGACAGCCAAGGCAGUAAGACUGUGGAAAUUAGUGAUAUGAGAUAUAAUAUCUUCAAGAUGCUGAUGCAGUAUUUAUAUUAUGGAGGAACGGAAGCAAUGGAAAUUCCCAUAGCUGAUAUCCUAGAGUUGCUCUCAGCUGCAAGUUUAUUCCAGUUGGAUGGCCUCCAGCGCCACUGCGAGAUACUGUGUGCUCAGACCAUCAAUACUGAAAGCUGUGUUCACAUCUAUAAAUAUGCCAAGAUCCAUAAUGCCCCAGAGCUGGCCUCUUUUUGCGAAGGCUUUUUUCUCAAGCAUAUGAAUUCCCUGGUGCAGCAGGAAUCGUUCAGGCAGCUCAUCUACGGCAGGAACAGUAGGGUUCAGGGUCUGGAUCCCCUCCAGGAUUUGCAGUCCACUUUGGCCAGCAGACUUCAAUCCAUUUAUGUAACAUCAAGAGUGUGAUUGCUAAGAACUGCAGCCCUCCAGUUAAGGAAAGCACCUGCUCAUCAAUCUGCACUGAAAUGGGAUCUGGCCCCACUGGGGCUGCUUCAUCCAGUUCCUGGAGACAGUACCUCUUCCGCCAUCUCAGCAAGCCUACCCAAAUGCAAGGAAAUAACUCUGGGAAGUAUUAACAUGUCACAACUAUUUUACCUGAACACUGAUGAGCAGAAUCUGAGGUGGGAUGCUGCUAUUCUGCUAGGUACACCAUCACUAAGGAGAACUCAGGGGGAAUUACACUUCUAAGUGUCCAAAAGACCUCUUAGGACAAUGCCCAAACCAUGUUUGGCAUUUAGCCAAUAACCAGAGGACAGGCUGUGAAUGUAGAAAUCCUAAUUUCUCUAGACUUUGGCUACUCCAAAUGUUGAUUCCACCAGAAUGCAAACAAAUCUGGCUUUUGCCUUGUUUGUCUACCAAGACAUGCAAAUUCAGUAAAGAGCUAAGCUAAGCCGAAUAAAGCUAGUUUUGAAGCUACAUCACGAUAACGUGCUACCCAGCAGAUUCUACAUUAUUUUAGCAUCAAUUUUUAACCAGCUCUGGCUGUCCGUUUUUGUAUUUAAAAACAAUCUAAAGAAAAUGCAACCUUGUAUCGUUAAUACUUAGUUACCAACAUCCUUGUGCAAAUUUUUAUUGCUAAGACCAUCACACUGUGGUACCUACAAUAUUGGUGUAGCAGAUAGAAUUUCUCUCAAUAUUUCUGCAAUAUAGUUGUAAAUAAAGGGCUGGGGCUUGCUUUGUCAAUGCUGUAUUUUAGCAAUAAUUCCCUGAAAUGCCUGAUCUGGUGCUUAUGAUCUGGACCGCCGUCCAUCUGGGAAUUAUGUGCAUGAAGCACAGAAGUAUGAAUAGUCAAUUCCAGCUAAAGGGAUCUCUGUAUAGAAAUAUUGUAUGUAUAUUUGUGCAUAUCAUUUUUUGGACUGGAAGUUGCAAGCAAUAAUCAAGGCCCAUUGAGACUGCAGAUGCAGUCUGAAUUGUAUUCUUUCAAAUGAGAGCCGCAUUCCGAUGCACAUUCAAAUACACAUUCUCUGCUACUCUUGCACCAUGAGUUGUAAUGUGAUAGCAUGCGGACUCACUAAACUGGAUUUCAGCUAGGGAUUGUGAAUCAGGGCUGAUCUGGUUCAAAUGUGAAAAUUGAGUUGGUGUAAGUAAUUGAACACAGGCUUUGGCAUAUGUAAUCUCAUGAUUUGAUUCAGAAAGGCAAUAUGACUGGGAAAUUCAAAUUACUUUCAUAUCCAUCCACAUACACUUCAGUCUGCAUUGAAAUUAGGUGAUGACAUGAGAAAUAUCUAAAAUAGGAACACACUUCCCCCCCCCUUUCCAAUACUCAGCAUUUUGCUUCCAUCUUUGAAUGGACUAGAAAAUAAUAAUUUAGAAUAUACAGUAGUGUUAAAAAUCAGGUAUUAACAAAGUGAUCACAAUUACCAUUUAAGGAAACAUGUAUAAAUAAAAUACUCUUUUUUGAAGGAUAGAUUGUCAAUCUAAUAAAGGGGGAAAGGAGUAAAGACAAAUGGGAAAGGAGCUAGACGUGUGCUACAAGAAUUUUUUUGGUGUUCCAGGGAAGGUAAUGGAAGAAUAAUGGAAAUCAUGCAAAUAUACAGAUAUUUCAGAAGCAAGAGAGGCUUUUCCCAUAAUUAUCUAUUUGGGAGUUUAACGUCCUCACUAUAGAACCUUCAUUUUUAACAGAUCAUUAGAGAAAAGCAUUCCUUACAAAAUGAACCAUGUUUGGAAAUAAUUAAAUGGUUAUUACAUUUGGUUUAAGGAUAUAGUUUGGAGCAGUUCAACAAGACAAGCCAUAAUUAUGGCUGAGCAGGGAGGUUGGGUGGACUAACUUGGGGAAAAUUAUUUUUCUCAGGUAUCUUGCUCCUUUAUCAGUUUUCACUAGUGACAACCUGUGCCUAAAGAGUUUUGUACCUUUGCAUACGGCAUCUGAGUCACAUCGUAUAAAAACAAUACCAAGCUAAAAUAAAUGUUUAUAAAUGGGUCAAGAAUGAAGUAGGAUGGGUUGGGAGGAAUCAAAGUAUGAGAACCUACACAUUUCAACUCAUGCUUGCAGAGUAGCCCUACAUAUUAGAAAAUGAUCGCCUAUAAACCUUUCAGUCAUUCAUUUUUCAAAUUUGGAUCAGCAAAACAAAUACAAACUCUUCACAUUCUUCAGAUCACAGAAAAGUGUAAGAUUUGUUAAGUGGUUAGGAAAUACGCAAAAGUUUGUCAUUUUGGAAAAUAAUUUUCAAAUAGCUGGUCUAGCUAUCUGUAUAAAAAUAUAUAGGUUCUGUUGUGCUGUGAUAUUGUCUGCAAUAUCUGUACAUUAAUGUUGUCAUUUAUGUAAAUGUCCCAUAUUUUAUUAACAUGACUUCGUUAAACUUUGCAGAUGGUGUAAAGCUUAGUAAUUUAACACCAAAAAAACAGUCUAUACAAGUACUGUCUUUUGUUUUCCAAGUCCUGUGCUUAAGAUGGAUUGGAAGGAAUAUAGGCAAACAUAUUGCCUUUAAAA